AUGCGGCCUGCCGCGAUCGCCGCAUGUGCUCGAAUAUCGAAUCAAAUUGAGAUGGAUCAUUCGGAUUUUGACGUUUCUUCACAAUACGAUUCUACCGAUGAUAUGGAUGAUGAAGCGGUUGGAACAGAAGCGAGCGAAAGGCGAAGAGAGUCCAUCUCUCUCCUGAAUGGUGUUUCCGACCUAUUAGGUGUCAAACGUAUCGAAGACGUUCGCAAUCGAAAUAUACUCCGUACUCAAACGGACAAAGCUGUUUUAGCUAUUCGUCGGCUAGCCGAGAACACUUUGGACAGUGGUGAUCGAGAAGCCCCGCAAGACUGGUUGACGGCAGAGUACACUUUGGAUGAGGCUGAUGAAUUAAUUAAGGGUUUCAAGCAUCUCGUUGAUUCCAGUGAUUAUACGGAACAAAUUCGACUCCUUACAUUGGCUCCGUCUGGAUGGGGAAGAGCCAAGAUACAAUUGUCUUUCAACUGUUCGCAGCGACAAGCUCGGUAUGCUGUCCAUCUGCGCGAUAGCGGACGCAAACUGCACUGCCCUGUUGAUCUUCGUGGCAACAUGCCAUUUGAUCCUCAGAUCGAAAAGCAAAUUUUCGAAUUUUACCAUGACGAUCUGAUCAGUCGAGUGAGAAUUAUUCGAUUUGAAUUCUAA
Messenger RNA from Didymodactylos carnosus, 645 nucleotides. NCBI's taxonomy places the organism in Eukaryota, Metazoa, Rotifera, Eurotatoria, Philodinida, Philodinidae. The record is from the annotation of a GenBank genome assembly.